UUCCGUUUCCUGCACAGUCUGUAGCGCGGAUGGCUAUUGGACCUGUGAGGGUGACAGGGUUCCCUGUGCCGCUGGGCAGGUUUGCGCUUCAUCUUAUAAAGAAAUGACCCGUAUAGAUGGAAAGAAAUGUAACGAGAUUAUCAGAUACUGCUUGGAGCCAAUGAAGUGCGGAGUAAAUGCGUAUUUUAGCUACACCAACCACAGAGGCAGGCAGUUCCUUAGCUGCUGCGACACGGAUCUCUGUACCCCCCCUCAGCCCACGUGGACUGACAGCCAAACAAACGGAUUGACGUGCCCGACAUGUACAAGUGGCAGCCAUGACUGUAUGCCCAACGGGAGCAUCGCGUGCGUGGGGGCGGAGAGCAAAUGUAUUAAGCAAACGACGAUAUACAGAGGCCCCUGGACACAACAAUAUAUAUAUACCUACCGAGGGUGUAGCAGCGAGAGUGUCUGCUCAUUGGGCAACUGGAAAGAGAUUUCUGAAGGUUCCUCUACAGAGAGUGUUGCUACCUGCACCGACCCAGAGCCUGGAACCGCCAAUGGGAGCGCGGGGUUUCCCAGCAUAUUUGCUCUGCUAGCGGCCAAUUGCUUUGUGCUGGGAAUUUUAGACCCAAUUGGAUAGAGGGAUAAUCUGUACCCCCCACCCAUCAGCAUUACUGAAUCAAUUAUCAUAGAAUUAUCAUGGAAUUAUCAUAGAAUUAUCAUGGAAUUAUCAUAGAAUUAUCAUGGAAU
This is a messenger RNA of Xenopus tropicalis (tropical clawed frog), 732 nucleotides long. Its product is annotated as phospholipase A2 inhibitor and Ly6/PLAUR domain-containing protein-like. The record is from RefSeq and is a predicted model, not a curated record. The transcript is spliced from 4 exons. NCBI's taxonomy places the organism in Eukaryota, Metazoa, Chordata, Amphibia, Anura, Pipidae. Gene Ontology annotation, cellular component: extracellular region. Bases 104 to 622 code for a protein of 172 amino acids.